This is a messenger RNA of Camelina sativa (false flax), 975 nucleotides long. The record is from RefSeq and is a predicted model, not a curated record. Lineage: Eukaryota; Viridiplantae; Streptophyta; Magnoliopsida; Brassicales; Brassicaceae.
AUGAACAACCUCUCCCUAAUGUUGAACAAAGCUGCGAAGGAGGGGAAGUUUGGUUACCAUCAUCACUGUGACAUAGCUAAACUCACCCAUCUUUGCUUCGCUGAUGAUCUCCUCAUCUUUGUUGAUGGCUCGGUUGUGUCGGUUCAAAAUGUUUUGGAGGUUCUCAAAGAAUUUGAAGAGAAAUCGGGACUUGCCAUCAGCCUUCAAAAGUCCUCCUUAUAUAGUGGUGGUCUAAUAGAGGAAGAAAUUACCUCAAUUACUUCUGCAACGGGUCUUCCCCAUGGCACUCUACCUGUCCGUUACCUCGGUGUUCCCCUCUGCACGAAAAAGCUAACUCUUCAGAACUGUCGCCUAGUGCUAAUAAACACGGUGAUAGCAGGGAUCUCUAACUUUUGGUGCUCAACUUUCAUGCUCCCUAAAGCUUGCAUCCGUAAGAUUAACUCUAUGUGUAGUGCCUUCUUGUGGAAAGGUCAUCUGGAGGGUCAUCAUAAUGCAAGGGUUUCGUGGGACACACUAACCAAAACGAAGGAACAAGGAGGAUUGGGAAUAAGAGAUUUGGCUACCUGGAAUAUGGCUUGUGUCCUGAAACUCAUUUGGCUACUCUUCUUUCGUUUAGGAUCAGUUUGGGUGGCCUGGUUUUGGUCUGACAACUGGUCGCCUUUUGGAAACCUCUCAAACUUCUUAUCUCCUGCUAGACUCGGCAUCCAUGCUCAAGCUACUCUCGAUCAAGUCUAUAACCAUGGUAAUUGGAGUCUUCCAAAUCCCCGAUCUGAAAACCAAGUGUCUCUACAAGCUUAUUUAACUACUCUACACUUGUCCGAAGAAGAAGAUCACUAUGAAUGGCAAAUGGAGGGUAAGAUAUAUCAAAAAUACUCAACACGCGGGAUUUACAAUUGCAUCUACACCCAACACGCCUUGUUUCUUGGUGGCGAGCAGUCUGGAGCAAAGGAGGGAUUCCUAGACACAGCUUCUUAA